Cucurbita moschata (crookneck pumpkin) is the source of this 336-nucleotide messenger RNA. RefSeq names its product protein RALF-like 32. The transcript has a single exon. The record is from RefSeq and is a predicted model, not a curated record. Lineage: Eukaryota; Viridiplantae; Streptophyta; Magnoliopsida; Cucurbitales; Cucurbitaceae. Bases 1 to 336 code for a protein of 111 amino acids.
AUGACAACAAGAAUCCCAAAAUCUUGCUUUCUUCUCUUUCUCCUCCUCGUUCAAGAUCUUUGUCUCGUUCGAGCUUCAUCGAAGCACUCUUGCAAUGGCUCCAUAGCUGAGUGUGGUGGUGAAGACGAGACGUUGAUGGAGUCGGAGAUAAGUCGAAGGUUUCUCGCACAGCAAAAGAAAUAUAUCUCUAUUGGAGCUUUGAAAAAGGAUCACCCAGCUUGUGAUGGGGGUGGCGGUGGUCAACCUUACACUAAAAGCGGAAGCUGCGCUCCGCCGCCAGCAAAUCCUUACAAUCGAGGCUGCUCUAAGAUAUAUCGUUGUAGGUCUGACGAUUGA